This is a messenger RNA of Ceutorhynchus assimilis (cabbage seed weevil), 4954 nucleotides long. NCBI's taxonomy places the organism in Eukaryota, Metazoa, Arthropoda, Insecta, Coleoptera, Curculionidae. The record is from the annotation of a GenBank genome assembly.
CUUUUCGCAAGUGUUUCGCGUUUUCACUCUACCGUCAGUCAGUAGUUGUGCUUUUCCGACUCGCCAUCAGCACGUUUUGUUGACACUUUUCCGCACGCGCGCGCUCUUUUCUAUCGCUUUUCAACAUAAGUAUUUUAAUUUUUUGCGAACAUCUUUGUGCUAACAACAAACUUCAUUUUGGUUGGGAAAAUCAAUCAUUCUGCACCGCUUUUCUAUCGACUCUACUUUUCAAAAGGCUCACAAACACUGAGCGGCCUGAUCCCGCUUGAAACUCAUUAAAAACUUCCUAAACGUAACUCAUUUGUUCCUGCGCAACUUAAAAAUCUCUGCUAAAUUUUAAUCAUUAAUGCAAAAUUUAAAAAGAAACAAUACAAAAUAACUCUUUAAGCAGGAACCAACCAGUAGAAAAAUGUCCACAAUGAGUGACUACGAGCGAAUAAGAUUAGUGAUACUCGGUGGACAAGGUGUUGGAAAAAGUUGUAUUUUGAAACGAUUUUUAUUCAACACGUACUGUAAUAAAUACAAAAGUACUGUGGAAGAUCUGUACAAUAAAGAAUAUGAUCUUGGACAUAUGACUUUGAAGGUGGACAUUUUAGAUACUGCCGGUGAUAUGCAAUUUCCUGCGAUGCGCCGCCUUUGCAUAGCCACUGCUCACGCCUUCCUAUUGGUAUACUCAGUGGCUUCCGCCCCAUCUUUCGACACUAUCAAGCAAUGCUUUGAAGAAAUCAGGGAAAAUAGGAACGAUUACCAGGAUAUUCCUAUUGUAGUAGCGGGAAAUAAGUUGGAUUUGACAAGCACUCAUCGGGAAAUUGCCAUUGAGGACGUUUCGGAGUGGGUGUAUUGUGAAUUGCCCAAGUUAAGAGUAAAAAUACUUGAAUGUUCAGCAAAAGACGACAUAAAUAUCAAAGAAAUAUUUCGUUCUUUUCUCACGCUGUCGAAAUUACUUCCCAAAAACGAAGUCGCCGAUUCGAAUACUGGCUUGAAACGAAGGUCUAGUGCCUACGUGUCAGCCACUAGUAAGGGCAAAAGGAGGGCGGAAAGUCCUUUACUGGAAAAGGACAAAGAAAAAGCAUCCGGAUCAGGUUCAUCUGGAACAGAGGGAAAUCACCUGGCUAAGCCGAGAUCACGCUCCCUAAUUAGAAGGGCGAGCCGAAAAACAAAGCAACAGAUAAGGGAUGCUCAGGUGGACGAGUGUAAUGUGUCCUAAAGCUAAGGGUCGAUGUUUCAUAGCCUUGAAAACAUUUUUUGUACGGUAAUUGUAAUUAUUAGAAUUUUUUUGUUAUUUAUAUAGGUACUUUGAAACUCAUUAGAGGCACUUUGAACAACGCUUUGAACCUGACUAUUGUCUAUAAUGGUCCCACAACAUUUUCGUGAUAACCUCUCUCUAAUUUUGGGGGUUAGUAGGACUUGAUUGUGGAAUAUUAUUAGGCAAUCCAAACCACGUGACAUUCAAGAUGACGUGGCGGCCAUACAUAUGUGCCAAAAAACACACAAAAAUAUCUAGUUUCUGCCCGAUCUCAUAGUUUAGGUACCUAGUCAACAAUUAUCUUAUUAAAUAAUUAAAAUCAAAGUUGCAAGAAAAACUCUUAAACAAAAUAAUUUAAAAUAUGCAUAAAAACAUAUUCAAAACAAACUUGCUUGGCCGCCACGCCAUAUUGACUUUUCCUUUUUGACAGAUGGAUUGGAUUGCCUAAUAUUCGUAAUGCAUUAAUAAUUAUUUUAUAAUUUCUUCAGACAAAAAUUAAAAAAAAAAAAACAUGUGCAGCGCCGUACACGUGGUAGAAGCAAUGAACUAUAAACUACACGUACCUGGAAGCGAUUUUACUAAAUAUAAACUAUUACAGCACAAGAGAUGCUAGCAUUGCAAAAUAUAAUCGCGCUCAGCACAAUCCUGCAAAAUAUAAUCGUUGACAGCACAACGUGGCUGAUUCAUAUAAAUAAAUCGAUUGAAAAAGAAUAUAGUUAUCGACUUUUAAUUUGAGCUAUACAUAUUGUAUGCAAAAUUAAACAGCAAAAAACAAUACACAGCGCAACAUUUAAUGAAUUUUGGAAUUAGGAAGAUUAGACAUGAUAUUAAGAAACAGGCUGUGUUUUCUUUUUCCGGAUAGGCGCCUACUUUAAAUUCUCUUUCCUCCCAUUUCAACAUUUUGUAUCUUCUUUAUACUGCGAGCAGUCGUCUGAACUUUUAUUAGUUUUCUUUUAUUAUUAUUUAUUAUUAUUAAAGCUGUUGUGAUGGCACACAUAUCGUUUACGAAACAAUAAUCUCUUUCUCUGCAAGUACAAUUUGAGGUAAGAUCCGCCACGUCAUGCUAGAAACGAUUAGAUUUUGCAGGAAAGUGCUGAGCGCGAUUAUAUUUUGCAAUAACGUCAAGGGCUAGCGUCUCUUGUGCUCUAAUAAUUUAUAUUUAGUAAAAUCGCGCUGGGAGCGAUUAUAUUUUGCGAUGACGAAGUUGGGGGCGUGUCUUGUGCUGUAAUAGUUUAUAUGUAGUAAAAUCGCUAUCUGAAAUGGCCCGGCCUAUCUCUAAAAUGCGGCAAAUUGGGAUGGAGAAUGUGGGGGAUCCCUAUUUCUAUUUUCCUUAUGGACAUUAUAUUUGAGGUUAGGAAUAUACACCAAACCUAACAGCAAUGAAAUAGAGAGGGAAAGGUAUCCCCCACUAUAUAGCUUUUUUUGGACGCACUAAGAGAGAUGACAAAUGCCAUGCAAAUGCCAUAUCCGACGUUGUGUGACGGUCGGUGCCAUUCCAGGUACGUGUAGUUUAUAGUUCAUUGCGUAGAAGUGAAACUUCUUAAAAACUACCUCCCCUUUUCGUACAUCUUUUGAAAAAGCGUAUGAGUUAUUCAGGUAGAAUAAUAGGGAGACGCUGGGCGUGUUUGGGUUGAAGCUCGGCGGAGCGAGCAGAGCGAUUACGGAGUAACGUGACGUCACAGGGAGAACACCGUGUCAAGCCAAAUAAACUUGUGCAAAAAUGCUGGGUUGAGCGAUCAGCUGAUUAUUGUUUAUUUUUCUUGGCAUAUAUUUUUUGGAGUCCGAGCCCGCAUUCCGCAUUUGCACCAGAGUUUUCUCGUUUGUUUUGCAUUUUAGUCGAUAAUUUUCAAACAGCCCCAUUUUCCUUUGUAUUCUGCAAAAAAUGUCGUGGUACAUGAACAAUAAAACGGACCUAAACACUCUGAAGCUGCCAAGUUCCCUUGGAAAAAUAUGUUCAAUAAUACCAGUGAUGAGGACAUGUUAAAAUUCAGGAUUGUUUAUUUAUCUUAUCAUGGAAAAUAGGUUAGAUUAUACAUUGGGUUAUACAGACAGAAUAAAUACAUCUGAUCUGCGUAUGCACGCUCCAGCUGCCCACCCCACAAACUCGAAGUUUAUCGAGCUCGCUCUGAGCGCUCAAAAUAUGUCAAACCAAACACAAUCAAGCGUUGUCGGAGCUUCAAAUAUAACGAAAAAGAGACAAAAGUGCAAGCUCUGAGUGCACCGAGCGUGAACCCAAACGCGCCCGCUGUCAGCAUUUGAAUAGUAGAAUAAAAACGGUAUCAGUGGGCGUGGCUAAAGACACUAACAAUAUGGCUACUCACACAGAGCCGAACUAAAUAAAUUCUUUAUAAUUUUUAUUAAAAAACAUAAAAAAUUUACAUUACGCCAAGAAAGAAGAAGUUGCUACACAAACUUCAACAUACUGAAACAGAAAAUCCUUCUAAGACCCACAAUAGAAAUUCUGCGCUUCAAAAAUUUUUCGCAUUUAAAACAUCUGCGGAUAGAAAAUGCGGCCCUGAUGCAUUACUGUCGCGUUGCUAUGACAAAAGUGACAGACUUUCAGACAGAAGAACACUCACAAUAUGGCGGAACUGGGUACACAUUUGUCUCGUCAUUUCGCCUCUUUAUUAUUCUACCUCAAUGGUACAGGAUUUUUACGCUAUAUUUAGGAUGACGUCACAUUUAGUACAUUUCUGUUGCCAACCUAACAAAAGUAAGAGUACUUUUUAAUGCAUUUAAAGUAGGGGAUUUUCUGAUGUUUUUGGUUGGCAACGGCGCGCGACGUUGCAUGACAUGUAUACACAUUUUAAUUUCGUUAUUUUCAGCUGUCGUCAGAAUUAUUGACACAUGACAUUCCAUUAUAAAUUAUAAAGGCGGAUUUAAGGCGAGUUUAAACAACUUUAUAACUUUAAUUUGAUGCGUAAUUCACAAUUUAGUGCAUAAGCUUUGAGUUAAAUUUAUUAAUUUCUAUGAAAGCGUUUUUACAUUUAUUUAAUGCUCAAUUCAUAAUUUAGUACAUAAUGGAUAACCUUAAAAAUUCCCAACUUUUAACUUUUAUGCAUUAAAUUAUGAAAAAACUGGACCUUUCGAAUUCUAUCAGUGUCAAAUUUCAAAAUAUCAAUAGAAUAUUAAUGACAUCUCAAAAAUUAUGUAUUAAAUUAUGAAGUUGUUUAAACUGGGGUUUUGAGUUAUGUAUUAAAUUACGCAUUAAAUUAUGAAAAAAUUGAAAUUUGACACUGACAGAACUCGAAAGGUCCAGUUUUUUCAUAAUUUAAUGCAUAAAAGUUAAAAGUUGGGAACUUUCAAGGUUAUCCAUUAUGAACUAAAUUAUAAAUUGAGCAUUAAAUAGAUGUAUAAACGCUUCCAUAGAAAUUAAUAAAUUUAACUUUAAGGGCGAGACCCCACGGGCGUAAUUGACGUAAGCGUAACUAAUCAUGUGGUUUAAUUUGUACGAUUUCAUUGGCGGCAGUGCAGCUAUCUUGAAUUUUUGACAUUACGCUGCCACUGCGGCAAAAAGUUGCGUUUUGUUGAACUUUUUGGCGUAAUCGUGGCGAAGUUGUGACGUUUGUUUUUGUUUGUUCUGAUAUAUGAGGUGGGUUCGGCUUGCUCACUCUGAGUGACGUCAUUCGCACUCCAGCCGUUCAGGUGGGGGAUUCUCAUCCUCUAGUCGCAACCUAUCGGCCCGAUAAUCCCAUUGCCGUUCUACGG